CCAGGUUUGACUAGACGUCGAACACCGUACUUCGCUCAUUACAUCUAACACCAUGCGUCCUUCGUUUGCACUUGCUGCCCUUAUUCCGGCCGCUGCUUUUGCGGCAACCUUCCAGGUCAAUGUUGGUGCUAAUAAUUCGCUCACGUUUGACCCUCCGAGUGUCACGGCCGCGACAGGCGAUACUGUUUCCUUCACUUUCCAGAAUAAAAACCACACGGUAACGCAAUCGACGUUCGCCGACCCUUGCACACGCAUGACGACACCAAAACUGGGCAUCAGCUCUGGGUUUCAAGCUGUCCCCCCGAAUGCUACCCAGUUCCCUUCGUGGAGCUUCACGUUGGAAGAUUCCACCCCCUUGUGGUUCUAUUGUGCUCAUGAUACUCCGGUGAACCACUGCCAUAUGGGUAUGGUGUUUGCCGUCAACCCAACGGCAGACAAGACCGCUGCAGCAUUCCUGGCCGCCGCGAAAGCUUUAGCUACAGAGGCAGACCUUGCACAACCCUCUGGGGGUCCUCACGCACACCCCUCGGGCUCACCACCUGGGCCACCCCCCGGUGGACCUCACGAUGGCGGUCCUGGAAACGGCGUGCCCGGGAGAGAGAGUAGCGUUGCGACUGCCCUUGCUGUCGUUGGUCUUCUCGCCGGCCUGAUGUGGUAGAGCUACUUGGGGUAUCCAUUGAAGGGGAUUGUACAGCAUAAUGUAGCACUGGGCGAAAAAAUGACAUUAUCUACCGUUU
Laccaria bicolor S238N-H82 is the source of this 737-nucleotide messenger RNA. RefSeq lists its product as uncharacterized. The record is from RefSeq and is a predicted model, not a curated record. The transcript is spliced from 6 exons. Bases 53 to 658 code for a protein of 201 amino acids. NCBI's taxonomy places the organism in Eukaryota, Fungi, Basidiomycota, Agaricomycetes, Agaricales, Hydnangiaceae.